This is a messenger RNA of Hevea brasiliensis (rubber tree), 1661 nucleotides long. RefSeq names its product probable serine/threonine-protein kinase PBL28. The coding region runs from base 507 to 1595 and encodes 362 amino acids. The transcript is spliced from 7 exons. Gene Ontology annotation, molecular function: ATP binding; protein kinase activity. NCBI's taxonomy places the organism in Eukaryota, Viridiplantae, Streptophyta, Magnoliopsida, Malpighiales, Euphorbiaceae. The record is from RefSeq and is a predicted model, not a curated record. Gene Ontology annotation, biological process: protein phosphorylation.
UCGAAUGAAAAAGGAGGAUUAGACUGCAGCAGAUUGUAUAUCCUUAUCAAACAAAACGUUCCCCUACCACCUUUCCACCACAUCACCCUAAGGUAAGCAAGCAAUACCAACUAUUUUCUUCAUUUCUUUCCUUUUUCUUCAAGUACAUCUCUCCCCCCCUUCUCCAAUUUCCAGGUUGUUGAAAGAUGUAGUUGAGUAUUCUCCUUAUCUACCUUACCUUGCUCAAUGCGUACUCAUGAGACCAUUCUCUUAAUAUCAGCUGCUCUCUUUUUGCAUAUCGCACUUCAUCAUCUUUUCUAUUUUCAUCAUAUUUUACUCAGGCAAACACUCUCAAGACCUUAGCCUAAUCUGCACUUUUUUCUGUCAAGUGAUCAGUGGCGUCAAGAUACAUCUCUUAUUCCUAGGAUUUCCAUGAAACAUUCUCUCUAUCCAGUUUGGUGUUACAGAUAAUAGAGUUCAUUUAAAUCCUGAAAACAGAAGUUAAUUCAAUCCAAGGAAGAGCCAUCAUGCCUUUUGGGUUGGUCUCCGCGUGGAACAAGCGCCGAAGAAGCAGGUCCCAAGAACACACAGAUCCCUGGGUUUACAAACCUGUGGAGUUUUGGCAACUCGAGGAGCAAACUCCCCAGGCCACACAAAGACACCAUGUAUCUUCAGUUUUCACACUCAAGGAAAUGGAGGAGGCAACUGGCUCUUUUAGUGAUGAACAAAUGCUUGGAAAAGGAGGAUUUGGUAGAGUUUACCGGGGCACUCUGCGGUCAGGAGAGGUUGUAGCAAUCAAGAAAAUGGAGUUGCCACCAUUUAAAGAAGCUGAAGGAGAACGAGAGUUUCGUGUAGAAGUUGAUAUCUUGAGCAGGCUCAACCACCCAAAUCUGGUAUCCUUGAUAGGAUAUUGCGCUGAUGGGAAGCACAGGUUUCUAGUGUAUGAAUAUCUGCAAAAUGGGAAUCUGCAAGAUCACUUAAAUGGAAUUCGGAAUGCAAAAAUGGAUUGGCCCUUGAGGCUUAAAGUGGCACUUGGAGCAGCAAGGGGACUGGCUUAUCUCCAUUCCAGUUCUGCAGUUGGGAUUCCAAUUGUUCACAGAGAUUUUAAAUCCACUAAUGUUCUCCUAAAUGCCAAUUUUGAUGCCAAGAUUUCUGAUUUUGGGCUUGCUAAGUUGAUGCCAGAGGGCCAUGAGACAUAUGUGACAGCUAGGGUUCUGGGCACAUUUGGCUAUUUUGACCCGGAGUAUACAUCGACAGGGAAACUCACUUUACAAAGUGAUGUUUAUGCAUUUGGAGUGGUUCUUCUUGAGCUUUUGACAGGACGCAGAGCUGUAGACUUAAGUCAGGGACCAACUGAUCAAAACCUUGUACUACAGGUUAGGCAUAUACUGAAUGAUCGGAAGAAGUUACGUAAGUUGAUAGAUCCAGAUCUAAGUCGGAAUUCAUACACAAUGGAAUCUAUAGCCAAGUUCGCAAACCUGGCAUCACGUUGUGUCCGUGUUGAGAGCAGCGAGAGACCCUCCAUGACUGAAUGUGUAAAAGAACUCCAAAUGAUCAUAUAUACAAAUUCAAAAGGCUUGGGCACAGCAUUGCGUACAUUCAAAAUGGUCAAAUAGACCUGAUGAAUUAUCAGCAACCAGAAACUCUAUUACAUCAGUAAUAAACGUUAUUUAUUUUCCUCA